Messenger RNA from Paramecium pentaurelia, 1529 nucleotides. The record is from the annotation of a GenBank genome assembly. Lineage: Eukaryota; Ciliophora; Oligohymenophorea; Peniculida; Parameciidae.
AUGAUUACUGAAUUUUCUAAACAUAUAAACUAUUUGGUAUAAAAAAAUUAAUUUAAAAUGAUCAUUUUAAUAUUUCUUACUUGUAUCCAAUUAAGUGUUAACCAAAAAAUCGAAUAGAAUUAUCUCAGAGUAUUUGGAAUUUAAGUUUUCUAAAUAAGGAAUAUAACAAAAAAUGGUUUUCCUUAAAAAUCAAAAAUUACUAUUGGUCUUUCACAUUUAGAUGGAGAAAAACCAAUACUUUUAUUAUGUUCUAAUAAACCAAAUGCUAAUAUUUCAAUGAAUUAUGAUUCAAUUAUAAAGUAAAACAUAUUAUAAUAUGUAGAGAAUAAUGUUGGUAUGAUGUAAAUGCAUAUGAAGAUAAGAAUAAAAAAUAGAUGUUUUCUCUUUAAGAUAAGUUAAUUGUUGGUCGAUAUCAUCAUAUUUUCAAUAUUUAUGAAUUUUAGGAUACUGGAUUAUUUAUUGGAGCAAUCUCAAAAUCACAAUCAUCUUAUAGCAUUUAAGCAGAGAUAUAGUCAAUAUACAGUUGUUCAAAGUAAAGAAAUUAAAUAAAAUUAGAGAAUGUCAUAAUGGAGGUAGUUGUUUUUAUGGAGUUUGUGAAUGUUUGUAAGGAUCAUUUGGAGAUGAUUGUAGUAUAUAAGGAUUGAAUAUUUUGGAAUAGAAAACACUUUCUUCAAAAUAUUUAUAUUAUUUGAACAUCAAAUAAUUAACUAGAACUACAUUUUUAUUAUUAUUAUCAAAUUCCAUUCCUCUUAGAAAAUAAUGUUAUGCUGAGAAACCUUAUGUUAAUCAUGGAUCUUAAGUUUUAACCAAUAUGAUAUAAUUAGAUCAUGAUCAAAUAAAGAAUUGUUAAAAUAUCACAUAUUAAGUUUAGGAUGAGUUGAAAGUAUAAUAGAUUCCUUAUUAUUUAUUUAAAAUUAUAGAUGUAAAUAAUGUAGAGAUAUUUGAUAACAAUAUUUAAGAAGAAGGUAUAUCAAGUAUAAUGUUGUUAUUAAUCAUUAUUUUAUCAAUAAUAUUAUUCUUAAUUAUUGCUUGUUGUUGUUCAAAGGUAUUUAAAAAUAAAAUAGAUUUAUCAAGAUAACAAUUAUAAACAGAACCCAUUCCAACUUAUGUUGAUUUAUAUAUGCCAACAUACAAAUUUUAAGAAAUCAAAGACUCUGAUAUUCCUUAUAUUCAUACAGAUGGUUAGUAUUGUUCCAUUUGUUUAGAAAGAUUCACUUUAUUAAAUAAUGUUAAAAUUACAUAUUGUAAACAUCUUUAUCAUUCUAAAUGCUUAAGACUUUGGAUUGAAAAAAUUAAGGUAAAUAAUAUUAUUAAAUUAGAUAUGUCCUCUUUGUAGAGCACCAUUAGAUGAAUAAACAAUCAUUUCAAUGAUACCUCCAAAAUCUUUGACUCUUAUAGAUUAAAUAAUAAAUAAAAGCACUAACAAAUUCAAAUCAUCUUAAGGAUCCCUUAAUUCUUUAAAUAAUCAAAAUGCAAAUAAAUUUUAAAAUUUGAAUUAUCAACGCAGUUUAGCUUACAUCGAUUAAUGA